CCGCGCUUUCUCCUCCAGGCCCUGCAGUCCUCAGGCUUCCGGGUCACUUUUGAAGACGUCCCAGACACGGAUCACUUCAGCAUCAUCGAGAGGCUGGUCGAACCAGACUACCGUCUCACGCAACUCUUGCUAAAGAUGAUGAACAGAACUUAAGCCCACAGACUAGAGGCCUGCCCAGAUUCUGCAGGACACUGCCACCUACAGACAGCUCGCUUUGCCUUUCUUUUCAUUUUUUUUUGCCAAGGAAGCCCUGGUCCUCCUACCAGGUCACCCAGGGCUCAAUAUCUCCUCACCAGACGUUAUGUUCUUUCCGCUUGUAAAUGCAGAAUACAGAAUACAAGCUUUUCACAGUGUGUAGCUUCUACAAAUAUCUUUGCCGUACAGGCUUUUCCACAGAACUGAAUUUCCUGGAUUAUGUAUUUGCCAAGUAUUUGCUAAAUAAAUUACAGAAUGUUAAGAUUUUAAAAAGGUGUUACUUGAUUUGAAACCGAUUGUACGGAAUGUUUGAAAUGGUGCGUACAGAAUAACAAGGAUUUACAAUAUGGUCUCCUGUUUGCGUAAGAAAUUUGUAUACAUUAAUUUAAUAAAGAUAUGUAAUUAGCAUUUACUUUACGUCCAACUCUUUGUUCGGAUAUUAGUGGCUGAAGAGUGAUCUUUUUGAGCCCCGUUUGUGCCGGGCGUAAUAUAACGCCUUGUAUAAGCUACUAAAUGCGAUCCUAACAUCAAUGGAAACAGUGUUUUGGCGGAUCACAAAGGGGUCCUUAUUCGGCGUCUGUGGGGGUUUGCGGUGUCGCCCUCGCCGUAACAUCGCAGGUCUGCAGCGCAGUGCAGACACACCUCAGCUUCGUAGUCUUCCCUUUUGCAUGACACGCAGCCCUCCCCGUCACAUAUCUCAGGGCUUGGAUGCGAGGUUCAGGCGUAGCCCAAUUAAGACACACGGCGAUUCCCCAGGGUCCCGCUGCUUUCCAGGGAAGGUGAGGCUCCGGUUGCUGCCCCGGGGGACGCAGCACGGACCGCGCAGCAUGCAGUCGGUGGGCGGCUUCGCAGUCGCCGCGCUGUCACCGCCGAUUUCGCUGCUGGAUCGGGACCGGAGGACGGCGUGCUGGCUGCAUCAACGGUGUGCAAGCGAUGGAUCGGAGGCUCCUCUCCGGCUUCCUCGCAGAUGGACCCAGAAUUCACCCAGCUAGAGCAGAACGGCUUCAUGAACUCUCUUCCCAUCCCUGUCCGAGGCCUCCCCGUGCUGUCCUCUUUGGACGCCCGCUUACGGCCACGGUGGCGGACCAUCACGGCGGUCGGUCUGUUCGUGCUGGCGGUCCUGCUGUACUCACACAGGACAGCAGAGGGCAGUGGCGACACUGGUGACCGCUUUCCCCAGCACGUCCCGGGUGGCCUCCGCCCACGUUCCGGAUGGUAUGGUGUGGUAGCAGCAGAACUAUUCUCCGGACGGUAUAACGACACGUACCCGCUGAGCCCACCAGAACACACAGCACGCGGCACCCGCUACCGCAUCGCCGUCAUCGCCGACCUGGACACAGCCUCUCGCAGCACCAAGGAGCUCACCUGGUUCAGUUACCUACGCCGGGGCCACCUGCUGGUGUCGGAUGGUAGGGACCAAGUGACCGUGGAGUGGGACCCCGACCGGGUUGUGCUUGAGAGUCACCUGGCGGAAAAGGGGCGGGGCAUGGAGCUCUCCGACCUGGUGGCCUUUAAUGGGAAGCUGUACAGCGUGGAUGACCGCACGGGUGUGGUCUACCACAUUGAGGGCAACCGGGCCGUACCCUGGGUCAUCCUGGCCGACGGAGACGGCUCAGUCGCCAAAGGAUUCAAGGCAGAGUGGCUGGCUGUGAAGGACGAGCGUCUGUACGUGGGCGGUCUGGGGAAGGAGUGGACCACAACCACGGGGGAGGUAGUCAACGACCACCCAGAGUGGGUCAAAGUGGUGGGUUUCCGUGGCGACGUGGAGCACCAGAACUGGGUGCCACGGUACAGUACCAUGCGGAAUGCCGCUGGCAUUAGACCCCCAGGUUACCUCAUCCACGAAUCGGCAGCAUGGAGCGACCUGCUCCAGCGCUGGUUCUUCCUGCCGCGCCGGGCCAGCGCCAAGCUGUACAACGAGGCAGCGGACGAGCGCCGCGGGACCAACUUGGUGCUGAGCUGCUCGCCGGACUUCCGGGACGUCUCUGCGGACCGCGUGGGCCCGCUGCUGCCCACACAUGGCUUCUCCUCGUUCAAGUUCGUGCCUGGAACCAACGACCAGCUUGUGCUGGCGCUGAAGUCCGAGGAGGACGCCGGCAAGGUCGGCACCUACAUCACAGCCUUCACUCUGGACGGCCGCAUCCUGCUACCAGAGACCAAGAUCGGAAACGUCAAAUAUGAGGGACUAGAGUUCAUCUAGUGAGGAGUCAACCAAUGAUGCACCACCAGACCAUGAAUAUUAGGCCUUUUCCAGUGACCCCACAACAAGCACCAAAAAAAUAAAACUAAUGGAGGGCGUGGUGUACGUGGUGUAGGUGUGGCCUAUCUGAGUCAUGUGACUGCUCAGGCUUUCAUAUAAUGUUGAGUUUUUAACCCAACUAUGCACCAAUUGUUCACCUUCUCAGCUGAUUAAAUACCUUGAUGUUAAAACAGCCUGGUGACAAAUGCACAAUGUAUACAAACCAGGCUACUUGGUGCCUGUGUUAGAAAAAGGAUCAAGGCUGUAUGUGUGUAUCUAAGCCACUUGUAGCCUAUCAGGGCCAACCAGACACAUAUUCUUUGUACUGUUUCUGCACCGUAUUUAUAACAUUUCUGUGCUCUUUAGUGUUUAUUUUUUUUAUCUCCUAUUAAUUGACUGUAAUUUUAAUUUUUUAAAAGCCUUAAUAUUUUGCUUGAUUUUCUUAUAGUAAAUUUUUA
Molecule: messenger RNA, 2892 nt
Organism: Paramormyrops kingsleyae
Lineage: Eukaryota; Metazoa; Chordata; Actinopteri; Osteoglossiformes; Mormyridae
Gene: cant1b
Product: calcium activated nucleotidase 1b
Biological process (GO): proteoglycan biosynthetic process
Molecular function (GO): UDP phosphatase activity; calcium ion binding; GDP phosphatase activity
Source: RefSeq, a predicted model, not a curated record